AUGGUGUCUGCUAAGACUUCGAGUAAAUCGAAAUCAUCAUCACAAAAUAAUAAUUCACCCAAAAAAUCUAAUACAAAAAAUACGAAUCAACGAAAUGGUAAAUCAUCACGACGUCCAAAUUAUCAACGAAUGGUUACCGAAGCACUUAAAGAACUUGAUUCACGUAAAGGUUCAACUCGAUCAAAAAUUUUAAAUCAUAUGAAAAAUACUUAUGGAAUCGAAAGUGGUAAAAAUGCUAAUAGUCAUCUUCGUUCUGCACUUGAAGCACUACUUGAAGAAAGUACUAUUAUACUUGCUCAAGGUACUGGAUAUAGUAAUGCUUAUUACAGAAUAACGCCUAAAGGAAGAAAACAAAAUGAGAAAAGAUCAUCAUCUUCAAAAAAAAAUCAACAAGAAUCAUCAUCGCAAAAUCAAAAUGAUGGUCGUCGUAAAAAAUCUGGUAAUACAUCUUCGUCUCGUUCACAAUCAAGAUCUGGAAAACAAAAUCAAACUGAUGGUCGAGGUCGAGGUCAAAGUCGUGUCGGUUCAAAAGGUCGACCAAAAUCUUCAAAUAAAAAACAAGAAAAUAAUGUCGAUCGUCGUAAAUCAAAUAAAUCAUCACAAAAUCGAUCACGAUCAUCAUCUAAAAGUGGAAAAAGUGAUGGUCGAAAAUACAAUCAAUCACGUUCACCAAGCAAAGCAAAAUCUGGUGGUCGUCAAAAAAAGAAUUCAUCAAAUCAAAAUAAAUCUCGUCAAUCAACUUCUCGUUCACCAAAUAAAACAAAAAGUAAGAAGAAAAAUCAACAACAAGAAAGUGAUAAUCAAGAAUCAGAAUAUGAACAAGAACAAGAACAAUCACAACAACGUGGACGACCUAAAAGUGGUCGAAAACGACAAGCAUUACAAGAAGUUGAUGAUAAUCAAGAAUUAGAAAAUGAAGGCAAACAAAAACGAUCCAUGUCUUCAAAGAAAAAAUCAACAAGAAAUAAUAAUGAUGAUGGUAACUCAACACCAACAAAACGAGCUCGAAGUUCUACUGGUGGUUAUAACAAAAAGGCAAACAAAUGA
This is a messenger RNA of Rotaria sp. Silwood2, 1047 nucleotides long. NCBI's taxonomy places the organism in Eukaryota, Metazoa, Rotifera, Eurotatoria, Philodinida, Philodinidae. The record is from the annotation of a GenBank genome assembly.